Clupea harengus (Atlantic herring) is the source of this 2471-nucleotide messenger RNA. It is a transcript of the gene bgnb, whose product is annotated as biglycan b. Gene Ontology annotation, molecular function: protein binding. The record is from RefSeq and is a predicted model, not a curated record. Lineage: Eukaryota; Metazoa; Chordata; Actinopteri; Clupeiformes; Clupeidae.
UAGUUUGGGGAGCCAGUGUAGAGCUCCUUAGUGCUGGCACAGAGAGGCUGGAUGUUCCUGUGGUAGGGUAUCAAGGAACGGUGGAACUAGUGCAUAGCCUACGAUACCCCCAAUAAUAAUAUAAUUUACCAGUGGCCAGUCUCCGUUCUAUGACAGAAACUCGACCAGAUUUUGGAAUUGCGUGAUUUUACGGAAAGGUCUGUGUAAGUGUAAAUGAUGUCCCACUGCUCUCUCGCCCUGCUGCUGUGUGUGGCCAGCCUAUCGCUGCCCUCUCAGGCCCUGCCCUUCGAGCAGAAAGGCUUCUGGGACUUUGGCAUGGAUGGCGAUGGGGGGGGAAUGACGAUGAUGAUGAGGGACGAAGAGGAGGGCUCAGCUGUGAUAGAGGAGGAGCUGACACCUUCCCCUGGGUUCCCUACAUGCCCCUUUGGCUGCCAAUGUCGUCUGCGGGUGGUGCAGUGCUCUGAUCUGGGUUUGGUGGAGGUGCCAAAGUCCAUUCCAACUGACACCAAACUUCUGGACCUUCAGAACAACCGCAUCACAGAAAUCAAGGAGAAUGACUUCAAAGGCCUUUCAAACCUUUAUGCACUAUCUUUGGUGCAUAAUAAGCUCUCCAAGAUCCACCCGAGGGCCUUCGCCCCUCUUCGUCACCUGCAGAAGCUCUACAUCUCCCACAACCUCCUGCCAUCCGUGCCCAAGAACUUGCCCCCAUCCCUGGUGGAGCUCAGGAUCCAUGACAACCGCAUCAAGAAGGUGGCAGAGGGGGCCUUCUCUGGCCUGGGCAGCAUGAACUGCAUAGAGAUGGGUGAAAACCCUAUCCAGAACAGUGGAUUUGAGCCAGGGGCAUUCAAAGGACUGAAACUCAACUACCUGCGCAUCUCAGAUGCCAAGCUCACUGGAAUCCCCAAAGACCUCCCUGACAGCCUUCAUGAGCUUCAUCUUGACCGCAAUCAGAUCCAAGCCAUCGAACUGGAAGACUUGAGCCGCUACAAGAACCUGAUUAGAUUGGGCCUGGGCUACAACAAGAUCCGCAUGAUUGAGAACGGCAGUCUGUCCUACUUGCCCAGGCUCAGGGAGCUGCACUUGGACAACAAUCUCCUCACCCGGGUGCCCAAGGGCCUGCCGGAUAUGAAGUUCCUACAGAUUGUCUACCUCCAUGAAAACAGCAUCAGCACUGUUGAUGUGGAUGACUUCUGCUCCAGACGCUUUGCUACUAAGAGGACCUUCUACAAUGGCAUCAGUCUCUAUGGCAACCCUGUCAACUAUUGGGAGGUCCAGCCAGCCACUUUCCGCUGCGUUCUCGACCGCCUGGCCAUACAGUUUGGCAACUACAGGAAAUAAACAUUUCAGAAUGCAUGAGGAAACUGGGGAGGGAAGAAGGGGUGCAGAUGUGAGGGGGGAGAGUGAGAGGAGAGUAUGGUGUUGUGGAGGAAGUCAAGGGUGGAGGAAUAUGAGGGAGAGGUAGAGAGGAAGGGGAUGAUAGGAAAGUGGUGGAGUUGAAUAGGGGCAGAAACAUAGAAUGUCCCCAAAGAAGAAGAAAUUCGAACAGAGCCAGCCAGAAAAAAAAAACAGAUGGAUUUUAAACAUUAUGGUUUUGUCACUCUCAAACAUCAUGAGAAUGUGUCCAGGAUGUGAAAAAGACAUACCUUGUUUUCCAAAUAUAAUUUUACUAUGUAGGUUUCAUUAGAUCAUUUUCAUAGUUAGAAAAAGAAUAAAAACAACAGGAAGCUUAAAUAGUCAUUUUCAUCUACAAGUAGAGUUUAAUUUUCAAAUUCUCAGCCAGUAUUGUGCAACAUGUUUUUAUUUUAUUUCAUUAAUAAUUUCACAUGGAAUUGUAUUAAUGUUGCAAUUAUUAUUGUAAUUAUUAUUAUUUUUAUUAUUAUUAUAGAUGUUAUAAUUAUAAUUAUUGUGUGGUGGAGUUCUGUCCAGGUGAGCUAGACUUGAAUGGCUGAAAAUAGAUGUCUCUUAAGGUGCUCUUUUCACAUAAUGUUGUUUGUCUUCUUUGCGGUUGUAUUUCAAAGUAACUUUCCUUCAACAUACUGGCUUUGGGGUCUUGUUUUCCAUUGGGAGUUGGAUACCAUUCAGCCCUGGCUGUCUUUAAAAAACUAGCUUGUUCUGCCUUAUCCCAAUGCAAUGUGUCCGAACCUGUGCAUCCAAACCCGGCACCACGCCACGCCUUCACGAUGGGACCACUGGGCUGGUCUGAAGGUUUUGUUGGCAAGGAAGGACUGAUGGAUCAUUUUGCACAAUGUCACUCGAAAACAAAAAGAAAACAAAAAUGUACACACUGAUUUUCGGGAGGUGUGACUUUCUUGACUUUGGGACCAAUGGUGCCUUUGAUGAUGUAUUUUCUGUAAUUCUGCUAAAAGUGCUGCAUGUGAGAAUAAAUACCUUUUCAGCUUCAUUUUAGGGGCAGAGGUGAGAUACCAUCUUGGUCUGGAAGCUGUGACAAAUAAAAUGUGUUCAGAAUUAAA